Hyposmocoma kahamanoa is the source of this 1473-nucleotide messenger RNA. Its product is annotated as sucrose-6-phosphate hydrolase-like. The record is from RefSeq and is a predicted model, not a curated record. Bases 1 to 1473 code for a protein of 490 amino acids. Gene Ontology annotation, molecular function: hydrolase activity, hydrolyzing O-glycosyl compounds. Gene Ontology annotation, biological process: carbohydrate metabolic process. The transcript has a single exon. NCBI's taxonomy places the organism in Eukaryota, Metazoa, Arthropoda, Insecta, Lepidoptera, Cosmopterigidae.
AUGCAAGUCAGUGGAACGAUCUGUGUACUACUAACUUUAGUAGCUGUGGUCACCGUCAAGAACAUAAGAGAUAGAUUUUAUCCGCGCUACCACUUAGCUGCCCCACGUGGAUGGAUGGGCAAACCCAAUGGUUUCGUUAUGUUUCGAGGUAUUCAUCAUUUGUUUUAUCAAUUCAAUCCAAAUUCUACCCGUGCAUCAGGCGCCCUUUACUGGGGUCAUGCUAAAAGCGUUAAUUUGUUCCACUGGGAACAUGAACCAAUUGCUUUGUAUCCAGACAAGUGGUUAGAUAAGUCAGGAGCGAUGGCAGGAACUGCCAUAGUAGAAGAUGACACAAUUCUUAUAUUAUACACAGGCAGAAUAAAUCAUCCCGGUGAAGAUCCUGACCAUGAAGAGCAUAUAUGUUUCGCUAACCAAUACGGAAAACAAUAUUAUAAACACAGUUUGCCAGUUAUUGAAGGUAAUGAACACCAGCCGAAUUUCAGAGAUCCCUAUUUUUGGAAAUACAAUAAUAUGUCCUACGCGUUGAUUGGCAGUUCAUUUUUAAAUAAUACAAAGUGUCGGAUUCUUUUAUACCAAUCUCAAGACAGAAUUCACUGGUCUCAAAUCUCUGUCUUGUACCAGUCCGAUGAAAUUCUUGGUAACAUGUGUGAAAGUCCCAACUUAUUUGCAUUGGAUGACUACUAUGUUCUCCUCUUUUCAGUGCCAGGAAUAAAACCUGACGGCAUUUAUUAUCAAAAUUCUUAUGAAUCAGUAUAUGUUAUCGGUGACUUCAACUACAAAUCCUACACUUUUGUUCCACUUACCAGUGUUCAUGAACUAGAUCACGGCCAUGAUUUUUAUGGACCACAGACUUUUAUAGAUGACAUAGGACGAAGAAUAUUAAUUGCUUGGUUCAGUGUAGGUACGAGGGAUUAUCCAGAAAAUGAGGACGGGUUUGCAGGUUGUAUGACUAUGCCAAGAGAACUUGCUUUUGGUCGUAAUCAUGAAUUAAUACAAAAACCCCUCGCACACAGUGAACACGCUAGAGGCCCCGUGGUGCGAAGAGGAUUAGGUAGAAGUAAUGAUUCGGUUAUUUUGCCUGACAGAACUGGAGAAAUUAUAAUAAAAUCAAAUUCAAAGCGAGAUGUUCAGGUCUACAUUGAAAGUAAUAAAAACGGAAUAGUAAUUACUUACAAUGCUAAACGGAAAUUAAUUACUCUUGAUCGUGGUGGUUUAGACGGAAUACGUCGGGCCAACUGGAAUCCUGGACGCCGAUUACGCUGGAUCAUUUAUAUAGACGCCAGCACAGUGGAGUUAUUCUGCGGCAACGGCGAAGUGACCUUCACGAGUAGAUUUUUCCCAUCUGGGACAGUGACCGUACGAUUGGGAGAAUUAACACAAGUUCAUGUUUUUAAAGUAUCGGAAAUGCAACGCACUAUUCACAAUAUUACGAGUGCAAGAAAAAAAGGAUUUCUGUUUAUGAAAGCUCAUUGA